AUGGACACACUUCCAGAUGCCUCUGGCCCAUCCCAGGCUGAUGUGGAGGCAGCUCACGUUGGUGUAACAUCAGAAGCUGCCGCUGGUACCAAGCCCCAGGUCAAAGCCCCAGUGAGGGUCGAAGAACUCCCAAAGUUCGAUCUAGACACUUAUAUUUCAAACUACACUGGUCGAACCCGCUACGACCGUCUCUAUCUCAUUGGCACGUGCUCCCCAUUGCUUGCACACGAUGCCCUCAAGGCAGCCAUCGCCGAAGCCAAGAACAGCGGAGACGUGUUCAGAUAUGAAAAAGCAGUCCGCGCUCUAGCGGAAGUGGCACCGAGUGACCCUGAUGCUUCUUUCAAUACCUUAUGGGUCGAGAAAACUCGACGAUCAGUGUUGGCUCAAACCGAGCGUUUGGAACAUGAGCUGCGGGGAUACAAGAACAACUUAAUUAAAGAGAGCAUUCGGAUGGGAAACGAGGAUCUAGGAAACCAUUAUUACCAGACUGGCGACCUGAACGCUGCCUCCAAAGCCUACUCUCGUAUGCGAGAUUACUGUACCACCCCAAACCAUAUCACAUCUAUGCUAUUCAAGAUGGUCAAUGUUGGUGUGGAACGUGGAGACUGGCUGUCUGUCCAGUCAAAUGUGCACCGUCUGCGCAACUCCUUAUCAAAGCCAGAAGAUGCAGCCAAAAAUGAAUCCAAAGUCUCAGCUGCCUGGGCUCUAUCACAGAUGCAGCAAGGAGCAUAUCUUGAAGCUGCAAAUGCCUUCUUGGUCAUCCCAGCAGACUUGGGUGACAAGUACAACGAAGUCAUCACUGCCAACGAUGUCGCUGUCUACGGUGGUCUCUGUGCCCUCGCAUCCAUGAACCGCGACGAGCUACAACGCAAUGUACUAGAGAACCAGACGUUCCGCAACUUCCUCGAGCUAGAGCCACACAUCCGCCGCGCCAUCGCUUUCUUCUGCAACUUCAAAUUCCGUUCAUGCCUUGACAUCCUGGAUGCCUAUCAACCCGACUACCUCCUCGAUAUCCACCUGCAGCGCUUUAUUCCCCACCUCUAUAAACGCAUCCGCACUAAAUCCAUCGAGCAAUACAUGAUCCCUUUCAGCCGUGUGACUCUCGACUCCAUGGCGAAGAUUUUCGCCCCGGAAGUAAUCGGCGGCGAAGCACGACCCACCGAUAUAUCCUCACCCUUUGUUCAAGAACUGAUCGGGCUAAUCCGGGAUGGCGUGCUAGACGCGCGCGUAGACCUCGAGCAAGGACUGUUGGUCUCCAAUCAAAUCGACCUUCGCAGCGAGGUACAGCGAACCACGUUGGAAAGCCUGCAGGAAUUCAACCAAGAGGCUCACUGGCGCAUUCUGCGAGCUUCAGUCCUUCACGCAGGACUAGAAAUAAAGCCUGAAAAGAGGGAGGGGCCCGGACCCAAAGGAACGAGAUAUCCUCGCGGUAUGGGCAUGCUCGAUUGA
Penicillium soppii is the source of this 1449-nucleotide messenger RNA. RefSeq names its product COP9 signalosome complex subunit 1. The record is from RefSeq and is a predicted model, not a curated record. Gene Ontology annotation, cellular component: COP9 signalosome. NCBI's taxonomy places the organism in Eukaryota, Fungi, Ascomycota, Eurotiomycetes, Eurotiales, Aspergillaceae. The coding region runs from base 1 to 1449 and encodes 482 amino acids. The transcript has 4 exons.